AUGUCUUCGUUCGAAAAACCUCAAAUCAUUCCUCACUUGGAGGUCGAUGUGGACUUCACCCUCUUCAAUUGUCUGUGGAUUCCAAGCUCGACCAGAUUUGUGGCAUUGGGAUCCAAAGUAUCAGGGGAAGGUAUUCUACAAGUGUAUUCCAUGAGUCAAGGGAAACUGGACCGCCUAUCCACCGCCACCUUCGCCAAAGCCUUGAAAUGUGGCUGCUUCGGGGCCAGCGCUCUGGAAGAUCGAUUUCUCGCCACGGGUGAUUUUGGUGGCCAUCUUCAAUUGAUUGACCUGGAGCAACCCGACAAGCCAGUGCUCACCAUGCGUGCCCAUGAAGAUCUAGUCAAUACCAUCGAUGGCAUUGGUGGACUUGGCAUUGGUCAAGGAGCCCCAGAAAUUGCUACAGGCUCCAGAGAUGGAUCAGCCAAGGUCUGGGACACACGAGUCCCAGAUCGACCAGUAGCUUCCAUUGUGGCCAAUCAAUAUGAGGUGAAGCGAGACUGCUGGAGUGUGGCCUUUGGCAAUGCCCAUUCGAACUCGGAUCGGAUUCUGGCCAGCGGCUACGACAAUGGCGACAUCAAAUUAUUCGAUCUCCGAAAGAUGAGCAUCCUAUGGGAGACCCAAGUGCCUAAUGGCGUGUGCUCCCUUGAGUUUGAUCGCAAAGAUAUCCAGAUGAACAAAUUGAUGGCAUGCGGGUUGGGGGGGAGGGUUCACCUCUGGGACCUGGCUACAUUCAAUAAAAAAUCCGGUUUUGCCGAGUGCGAUCAAAAGCUGGACAAAGCCACCUUAUGGCAAGUGUCUCAUCUACCUCAAAAUCGAGAUGUCGCUAUGGUUUGCGCCGGGAAUGGCUCCUUACAUCUCUUGAACUACCACUACCCGGAGAAACGCUCGAACGAAACCAAGGACGAUGGCAUGAUUGGAGUGAUUGGACGCCUUGAAACACUCCAAGACUUUCAGCUCAGUGAGCAACCCGUGUGCAGUUUCAAUUGGUCGCCGGAUAAGAUUGGAUUGGGAUUGUGUGCCGCGUUCGAUCAGAAGAUUCGCACUGUUCUUUCAAUCAUUAUGAAUUCGGCCAGUCGUGUGGGGGCGAUCUUUAGCCAAGCCGGCGAGUCGUAUAGCAAAUUAGGCGAUAUGGUAAUGCAAUUGCAUCCAGUGGCCAAGGACCUGCCCCCUACCUUGGACCAGUCCAAUGGGAUUGGGAAGCCAGCGCAAGUACGUUAA
Molecule: messenger RNA, 1218 nt
Organism: Tigriopus californicus
Lineage: Eukaryota; Metazoa; Arthropoda; Copepoda; Harpacticoida; Harpacticidae
Gene: Wdr92
Product: dynein axonemal assembly factor 10-like
Exons: 2
Coding region: 1-1218 (405 amino acids)
Molecular function (GO): ubiquitin binding
Source: RefSeq, a predicted model, not a curated record